AUGGAGCCUGCAGCUUCGCCUCUAGCCGCCUAUAGGCGGCGCUCCGCACGCAGUAACGCCGGUGUUCGCAGUGACGACGAAGACAUGGUGUACUACGGACAUGGUUGCCGUUCUCCUCGCACGUCUGGUCGCGCUGGUAGGGUGCCCUCGCCCCGCGACGACUCGCAGCAGCAAGAUCGUGAGGAUUCCGAGACUGAGUACCAUCCGUGGGCAGACCGCGUGGACAUUGAAGACGCGGACGACGAAGACGGCGAUGAUGCCGCGGGGGAAGAUGAACCUGUAGACGAAGAGGCCGAAGGUGACGCUUAUUGUGCAUUUUAUGUUUUGCAAUGCAUACUCCAGCGCGCCAUCUCAGAAGUGGUGGCCGCCUCAUACGCAGGAGGCCGUGGACCAUCCGUCGCACGCGCACCAGCCACGGCUGCUACCCAGGCGCGUACCGCUGCCCAAGGUCCGGUGAACGCAGCGAUGGCAGCUCGGGCGUCGCAGCAGGAGCGCCGCAUCCUGGAGCUCAGUCCGACCAUCGAGCGUCUGGAGGGGCGAAACGGAGACAGGCGCUCGCCCGCCGUGGCUCGGCUCACCUCGAGGCGUGUGCGUCCGAGGGACGGACCCCUGGAAGCUCCAGCGCCAAUCCGUCAGAGGACUCGGGCUGGCGCGCAGCCCGCACAAGGCGAACAUGUCUGGUCGCCGAUGGUUGAAGCGGCGCUUGAGCGCGAGCUGCGUCAGGCGAACACUGACGGCUUCGUGACAGAGGGGAUGGACGACUGGGCAAACAGGACGGAAGGAGCAAACAAGCUCAUCCCUAAUCUCAAUGACGGCUUCAAGGGCGUCGUGGAGGACGCGAUCGCCCUUCUGGCUUACGACACGGCGGUGCGCCUGAUGAAUUUCUGGGCCCCUCCGAACCUGGCGGAGAGUUGCGUGGCGCGCGCUCUGAAUCUAGUCAAGCAGGAGCAUUUCGCCAGCCUACACAUGGUGUGGAGCAUUGAUGAGGCCCGCACCGGAUGGUUCACGCGUCAGAUGCAGGUUUGGCGCAACAACAAAUGGGAGCAGGGGCUGGCCAUGGUCUACAUACUUCACGGACUUCCCUACAACCCGAGAGCCAACCCGCGCGUCCGCAUCCCAGUCCGUCCGAGCACGCAAGCCGUGCCUCGCAUAUCCAGGAAGGAGUUCACCAACACCUAUGCAGCAGGUGAGGCACGCAAACUUGCUAAAGCCGUUGUAACCACUAUUCUGGUAAACUCGUGUUGUAACUCUCUGCACACAUCGUUUUAUGCGUCGCUCGCUGCAGGGCCGGUGUCAUUCGAGCUCAUGCCCUGGCAUCGCAACGCCGACGACCUUCCAUUCGCGACGGAGAUUUUUGAGAGGGCCCUCUUUGCCUCAUUUCGACGGCCCAUCCCCCUGCCACUUGUCCUGCGCACCUAUGUGCUGGCAUGGUGGCUCUUCGGGAUGCCCAUUGCGACUGGGAGCUCGCUUACUCACAGCGCGCCACGCAACGAGGAAGGCGUGCAUUGGUACCACGAGCGAGUUAAGCUCUGGAUGCGCAACGCCAUUUUGAGGUGCACGGCACAGGGAGGCCCGUGGUGGGAUGCUGAUCGCAGGGGCUGGAGCUUUCGCCGCGAGAGCGUUCUGGUUUUCUCUGAGGAUGGGAUGGAGGAGCUGUCGCCCCGCCAAUUCCAGCUGUGA
This is a messenger RNA of Closterium sp. Yama58-4, 1680 nucleotides long. The record is from the annotation of a GenBank genome assembly. NCBI's taxonomy places the organism in Eukaryota, Viridiplantae, Streptophyta, Zygnematophyceae, Desmidiales, Closteriaceae.